Molecule: messenger RNA, 1389 nt
Organism: Neoarius graeffei (lesser salmon catfish)
Lineage: Eukaryota; Metazoa; Chordata; Actinopteri; Siluriformes; Ariidae
Gene: nfu1
Product: NFU1 iron-sulfur cluster scaffold homolog (S. cerevisiae)
Exons: 9
Coding region: 50-904 (284 amino acids)
Biological process (GO): iron-sulfur cluster assembly
Cellular component (GO): mitochondrion
Molecular function (GO): iron-sulfur cluster binding; iron ion binding
Source: RefSeq, a predicted model, not a curated record
UUACCAUGCAAAUCGGUUACGGAAGUGACGCGUUUUGACCCUGACAAACAUGGCGGCGCACAGGUGUGCAAGAGUUUUCCGGAAUGUCUCUUCACUUGUCACAGGAACAAGAUCUGCUGCGUGCAAAUAUCACCACGGAGCUGCACUCAGUACGCUGUCCUUCAGCAUGAGGACAUUACCACGAUGUCCCACAGCCAUGUUUGUGAGAAACAUGUUUAUUCAGACUCAAGACACUCCAAACCCAAACAGUCUGAAGUUUCUCCCUGGGCGGACGGUGUUGGACUCGGGCACGAUGGACUUUGUAGCUCCCAGAGAUGCUUUCUGCUCUCCACUGGCCAGAUUCUUGAAAGUAUCCAGCGUUUACCUUGACGCUUUGCACACUAUUGGCGUUAUUGUAACCAGCUUCAUGAGGUUGGAAUGCUUUUCAAUUAACAGGCAGCUCUUCAGAAUUGAUGGAGUCAAAAGCGUCUUCUUAGGCCCAGAUUUCAUAACCAUCACAAAGAGUGAUUCUCACACGGAGUGGAAGUUGAUUAAACCGGACGUCUUCGCCACCAUUAUGGACUUCUUCACAUCCGGCCUUCCUGUUGUGAAUGAAGACGCCGCUCCGCGUUCAGACACCGCGCCCUCGGAUGAUGACGAUGAGGUCGUUGCCAUCAUUAAAGAGCUGCUCGACACACGGAUCAGGCCCACAGUGCAGGAGGACGGGGGCGACGUGCUCUACCGGGGUUUUGAGGACGGCAUCGUGAAGCUGCAGCUCCAGGGUUCGUGCACCAGCUGUCCGAGUUCCAUCGUCACGCUGAAGAAUGGCAUCCAGAACAUGCUGCAGUUUUACGUCCCCGAGGUGGAGGGAGUGGAACAGGUGAAGGACGAGGAUGACGGAGUGGAACAACACACCCAGCAAUGAGUGCUAGGAAGCAGGAUCUGGAACACACUCCUGCCUCCUACGUCUCAUAAAGCUGACUGAGGAUGAUGCCUGAUUAAAAACAGGAAGGUGUUCACUAAUACAGUGGCACAAAAUUACUGUACACCAUAGGUGUGAUUUUCCCAGACAUGUUUAGGGAACUGUUGGGGAAUAUUCUUAUGGAAAUGUGUCAAAUGGUUCCAGUAAGGCUUAUCUCAUUCACAUCUUUUGGUUUUGUCUGAAAUCCAAGUGAUAGUGCAAUAAACAAUACUGUAAAUUCAAGCUGAGCAAACACCACUUAGAUCCUGACCACAUCGGGCACUUGUGAUAUUUAUAGCACUUUCAGUUUUCUUCUCAAUGUUUCAUGCUAGAAUUCAAGACACAAAAUGCUUUUUUUUUUUCAACAAAAAUGCAUCGUGUGUCUUUAUAGAUGGUGUGCAGUUAAAAUACAUUCAUUUAUAUGCACAAAAAUAAAAUGUUAUUGCGAA